Molecule: messenger RNA, 3559 nt
Organism: Perognathus longimembris pacificus (Pacific pocket mouse)
Lineage: Eukaryota; Metazoa; Chordata; Mammalia; Rodentia; Heteromyidae
Gene: Wdr59
Product: WD repeat domain 59
Exons: 27
Coding region: 90-3071 (993 amino acids)
Molecular function (GO): protein binding
Source: RefSeq, a predicted model, not a curated record
CUAGCGGCGUGGAGCUGUCCGGCCCCGGGGACGCGGCUGUAGGGGUUCGGAGGGCGCGGUUUGGGGCCCGCAGUGGCGGGGCAAAGGAGAUGGCUGCGCGUUGGAGCAGCGAGAACGUGGUGGUGGAAUUCCGCGACUCACAAGCAACUGCAAUGUCUGUGGACUGUCUUGGGCAGCAUGCAGUGCUUUCUGGCCGCAGAUUCCUAUACAUCAUCAAUCUGGAUGCCCCUUUCGAAGGUCACCGGAAGAUCUCUCGUCAGAGCAAGUGGGACAUUGGAGCUGUACAGUGGAAUCCUCAUGAUAGCUUUGCACAUUAUUUUGCAGCUUCGAGUAACCAACGAGUUGACCUUUAUAAGUGGAAAGAUGGCAGUGGAGAAGUUGGCACAACCUUACAGGGUCAUACUCGGGUAAUCAGUGACUUGGACUGGGCAGUGUUUGAGCCUGAUCUCCUGGUUACCAGUUCUGUGGACACCUACAUCUACAUUUGGGAUAUCAAGGACACUAGGAAACCUACUGUUGCAUUAUCUGCUGUUGCUGGUGCUUCCCAGGUCAAAUGGAAUAAAAAAAACGCCAAUUGCCUUGCCACCAGCCAUGACGGUGAUGUCCGGAUAUGGGAUAAGCGGAAACCUAGCACAGCAGUGGAAUACCUAGCAGCCCACCUCUCCAAAAUCCAUGGGCUGGACUGGCAUCCAGAUAGUGAGCACAUCCUUGCUACCUCCAGCCAAGACAACUCUGUCAAGUUCUGGGAUUACCGCCAGCCCCGGAAAUACCUCAAUAUUCUCCCUUGCCAGGUACCUGUCUGGAAGGCCAGAUACACGCCGUUCAGCAACGGGCUUGUGACUGUAAUGGUCCCUCAGCUGCGGAGGGAAAACAGCCUGCUACUAUGGAAUGUCUUUGACUUGAACACCCCAGUCCACACCUUUGUGGGGCACGAUGAUGUGGUGCUAGAGUUCCAGUGGAGGAGGCAAAAGGAAGGAUCUAAAGACUAUCAACUGGUUACAUGGUCCCGAGAUCAGACCUUGAGAAUGUGGCGGGUGGAUUACCAGAUGCAGAGGCUCUGUGCCAAUGACAUAUUGGAUGGUGUUGAUGAGUUUAUUGAGAGCAUUUCUCUUCUGCCGGAACCAGAGAAGACCCUGCACACCCAAGAUACAGAUCACCAGCAAAAUUCAAGCCAUGGGGAGGAAGAAGCUUUUAAGGAAGAUCCCCCUAGCAGUCUUCUAGAAGAGAAAAAAUCAGAUCAACUGGGCCUGCCUCAGACUCUUCAGCAGGAAUUCUCCCUUAUCAACGUACAAAUCCGGAAUGUCAACGUGGAGAUGGAUGCAGCGGACAGGAGUUGUACAGUAUCGGUGCACUGUAGCAACCACCGUGUUAAGAUGCUGGUGAAGUUCCCAGCACAGUACCCCAACAAUGCUGCCCCUUCCUUCCAGUUUAUUAACCCCACGACUAUCACAUCUACCAUGAAAGCUAAGCUGUUAAAGAUCCUGAAGGACACUUCCCUGCAGAAAGUGAAACGCAACCAGAGCUGUUUGGAGCCCUGCCUGCGCCAGCUCGUCUCCUGCCUUGAGUCUUUUGUGAACCAAGAAGACAGUGCCUCUAGCAACCCAUUUGCUCUCCCAAAUUCUGUCACACCACCCUUGCCAACGUUUGCGAGGGUGACCACUGCCUAUGGGUCCUACCAGGAUGCCAACAUUCCCUUUCCCAGGACUUCAGGGGCCAGGUUCUGUGGAGCAGGUUACCUGGUGUAUUUCACAAGGCCCAUGACAAUGCAUCGAGCAGUGUCUCCAACAGAACCUACUCCCAGAUCUCUCUCGGCCUUGUCCGCUUAUCAUACUGGCUUGAUUGCUCCAAUGAAGAUCCGCACAGAGGCCCCUGGGAACCUUCGUUUGUAUAGUGGGAGCCCUACCCGCAGUGAGAAAGAGCAGGUCUCCAUCAGCUCCUUCUACUACAAGGAGCGGAUGUCUCCUCGCUCUGCCCGGCGACGUUGGUCCAUACAAGCAAUUAACGACUUCCCGAAAUCGAGGAGGUGGAAAAGUAAGCGUGAGGGAUCAGACUCCGGCAAUCGGCCCAUCAAAGCUGCCGGGAAAGUCAUCAUCCAGGAUGUUUCUUGCCUGCUUCCUGUUCACAAAUCUCUGGGAGAACUAUACAUAUUGAAUGUGAAUGAUAUUCAGGAAACAUGUCAGAAGAACGCCACUUCAGCUAUGCUUGUUGGAAGGAAGGAUCUUGUCCAGGUUUGGUCACUGGCGACAGUAGCCACAGAUCUUUGCCUUGGUCCCAAGUCUGACCCAGAUUUGGAAACACCCUGGGCUCGACAUCCAUUUGGACGACAGCUGCUGGAGUCUCUGUUGGCUCACUAUUGCCGACUCCGGGAUGUUCAGACCUUGGCUAUGCUCUGCAGUGUGUUUGAAGCCCAGUCUCGGCCUCAGGGGAUACCAAACCCCUUUGGGCCUUUUCCUAACCGUUCUUCUAACCUCAUGGUUUCCCACAGUCGAUAUCCCAGCUUUACCUCCUCGGGGUCCUGCUCCAGUAUGUCAGACCCAGGGCUCAGCACCGGUGGCUGGAACAUAGUGGGAAGAGAGACAGAUCAUGUUUCUUCACCUUGGGGGGAGUCCUCCCCAGAAGAACUCCGCUUUGGGAGUCUCACCUACAGUGAUCCUCGUGAGCGGGAACGGGAUCAGCAUGAUAAAAAUAAAAGGCUUCUGGAUCCCGCCAAUACCCAGCAGUUUGAUGACUUUAAGAAAUGCUAUGGAGAAAUCCUCUACCGUUGGGGUCUGAGAGAGAAACGAGCAGAAGUGUUGAAGUUUGUGUCCUGUCCCCCUGAUCCUCACAAAGGCAUCGAGUUCGGCGUGUACUGCAGCCACUGCCGGAGCGAGGUGCGCGGGACGCAGUGCGCCAUCUGCAAGGGCCUCACCUUCCAGUGCGCCAUCUGCCACGUGGCCGUGCGCGGCUCCUCCAACUUCUGCCUGACCUGCGGCCACGGCGGCCACACCAGCCACAUGAUGGAGUGGUUUCGGACCCAGGAGGUGUGUCCCACCGGAUGCGGCUGCCACUGCUUGCUGGAAAGCACCUUCUAAGCUCAUCGACGGAGGCCUCCGGACCCAGGUUACCCCGGCAAGAGGGGAGCGGGCACCCCAGUGGACCGAUGCUUCCUGAGCCCCUGCCUUCUCUUGUGGGGAGAAGAUGGACUGGAAGGGGGAGAGAGCAGCUGCAUGGAGCCAGGGCUCGUGCACUUGUCAGCUGAGGAGUCACAGCGCAAGUUUUCAUGAGGAGAAGCCCUUGCCCUCAGAGUCAGUGUUCACCCUCAAAACAUUAGCUUCAGACCACAAGCGAGCGCUCCAGACGCCAAUACGGAGGCCAAGUCAACCGCUAAAGGCCUCUCCCGAGCCACGCUUAGAAGUUGAUAACCAUACAGAGUUGCUGGACACCAGGCGCAGGUGGCUACCUCCUGUAAUCCUCGCCGCUCAGGAGGCUGAUGGGAGGAUCACAGCUUGAAGCCAGUGCUGGCGGAAAAGUCCCCGGGAGACUCAUUUCCAAUUAACCACUCAACAAAACAAAAAGAAAG